AUGCCCAGAUCCUCUCCGGAGUCCAGCUCGUACAGCAGCAGCAGCUAUGAGUCUCUUCUUUCUGCGAGUGGUGCUGCUUCUGGUUCUUCCGCGGAUAGCGGUGAUUUGGAGGCCAUGCAGGCACGAGCUGAAGCAAAGGCUGCAGCUGAGGCAAGAGCUGUCAGAGAAAGACGUCGGGCAAUGCAUCGGUUGGCAGAAUGGUUUGCUGGAGCAGCGCUGCUGGAAUUAUGCCUUUAUUAUUGGAGAGGACACCUCUGUAUGCGGGGCAUAUCAGACAGGCGCUCCCUACGCGCAAGGUUGGCCACGCAGCGCAAAAACCUGGAGGAUUGCGAGCCGCGAGAAGCUUUGGCCAUUGUGGCUCCCCAACUGGAUGCAACCAUUGCCGCCAAGCUGCGAAAGGACUUUGAUGCCCUGGAGGCCCUGUUCCGAGAAGGCGUCAAAGAGAAUGAUGUUCACUGGAUUGAACAGACAGGGCAGUGGGGGGACCCGUCGCAGCAUGUCUUCCUGCAGCACAUGUCCAGAAUGGUAUUGGCCCACCUGCAAACCAGACUGGACCCUGAGUGUGCUGAGGAGAUCACGCCAGCCUUGGUUGAGAUUGCAGGCCGACGAUUAUCUCAGCCGAGUAUUGAGGUGCUUUUUCCUCUGCUUGGUGAAGACGGACAGCGUGAAUUUCAGCAAUGGUACAUGGGUUUUUCAGGCCGGACGGCGCACUGGGUGGAUGGAGCACAGAAUACCCCAGCAGCUUCUUCCACAGCAGCAACAGGCCUGGAAAGUACCGCCAACCUCGCCGUGCACAUGGAAGACGGAACCGACGACCACGAAGAACAGGACGCAGACGACGCAGACAGAGGCUGA
Messenger RNA from Symbiodinium necroappetens, 855 nucleotides. NCBI's taxonomy places the organism in Eukaryota, Dinophyceae, Suessiales, Symbiodiniaceae. The record is from the annotation of a GenBank genome assembly.